AUGAUCGUGUUCGCGGUGAUCUAUGGCGUAAACGUUUUGCUGGGUUUCUUUGGUAACCUCUUGGUCAUACUGGUGGUAUCUAUUUAUCGAAGAUUUUACCACAUGAGAUACUUUUUGUUGGCCAGUUUGGCACUUUCUGAUUUCCUCUUCACGAAUUUGAUAACCGCUUUUCGUAUGUUGGCCUAUGGUAUUGGUAAGUGGAUUUUUGGUACAGCUUGGUGUUAUGGUACAGCGUACUUCGCCAGAUUUCUACACCUCAGCACAGUACUUCAUCUGUGCGCUGUUUCGUACGAGCGAUACGAAGCCAUCUUUAAAAAUCCUCUGACCUAUGACGGCUGCAUCACAAAGAAAAGAGCCAUAGUAAGCAUAACGCUGAUGUGGAUCAUCCCCGCUGGUAUCUCUCUUGGUCCCUUUCUCGGGUGGAGUGACUAUGUGUACAACCCAGCAAUAAUGGUAUGUGAGCAGAAAUGGGACAUGGUAACGACAUUGCCGCUCCUAGCAACAACAUUUCUUGUACCGCUUGGAAUAAUUGUCUUCCUAAACUACAGAGUCCUCAAAGUUGUCAGUAGACUUCAGAGUAGUUUGAAAAUAAUUCCAGUCACUGUCGAAGAACAACCAGGUACAAGGCAUCCUGCAGAGCAAAAUGGUCAAAACCAGUCUAAGAAGCAAGGCAAAGUAAAGAGAGAGCGAAACCUGCAUUUUUCAGACCAUUUAGCGAGAAACGAGGAAGGCGAAACUGCCAAACCACCCCGCAAACAUCAUGUAAUUAAGCAAGGGACUUUGAAUAAAGGCAGCGUUUAUGCAGAAGGAGGGCAAAAUCCCGCUUUCGAGGAAGAAACUGAAGAAAUUCAAGAAGUAACGCACCAGCCAGUCGUUGCUCAGAAAAACGAGGGAUCACCAGAAAGUCGAUGUAGCAGCCCAGUGCAAUGGUCCAGAAAAUGCAGUAGACGUAAACGAGCGAUGAAAGGCACAGAAAGUGUGAAAGAAGGAUUUAAUUCAACAUUGCAAUCGACGCAUUCGUCAUUAAAUGACCAUCGAUCGCCUCAACAAAUGGCCAACCAGGAAAAGCAGUCUCAGGAAGAUGACGUUGUAGUAUGCAUAGUAAAUCCACAUCAAGGGAAGACUAACAAAACCCAAACAAUGUUAAGAGGAAGCUCAAAAAGUAACAUGUCAAAAGAAAACACUGGCGGCCACAACAUCUUUCAAGGAACGGAACGGGAAAGCAAACCAGGGUCUCAUCAAUCAGAUGCAGAAACGAUCGUGCGCCAGCCCCAGGAUUGCAAAGCGCCCUCAGCUGAAAAUCAAAGAAACCGGCAUGGCAAAACACAGAAGAGACUUGUUAAGUUGCUUAAAGAGGGAAAGGCUGCCAGAGAUGUCAUAAUCGUUAUCGGAAUAUUCCUUCUUUGUUAUCUACCUACGUGGGUAUCAGCUUGCUAUCGUAUGUUCGGAGGAGAACAAUCUGUAGAGGUAAUACUUUCAGCCCAUAGUAUUUAUGCCACCACCAUGUUCUGGAAUCCUAUUAUAUACUCUAUUCGAAAAAACGAUUUUAGACAAGCGGCGACGAGGUUACUGAGGUUAUAA
Porites lobata is the source of this 1581-nucleotide messenger RNA. The record is from the annotation of a GenBank genome assembly. NCBI's taxonomy places the organism in Eukaryota, Metazoa, Cnidaria, Anthozoa, Scleractinia, Poritidae.